AUGCUGAAGCCGGGCGACCCGGGCGGCUCGGCCUUCCUGAAGGUGGACCCGUCCUACCUGCAGCACUGGCAGCAGCUCUUCCCUCAGGCGCAGCUGAAGGCUCCGCCGCCUCCACCCGACCGCCUCUCCAUCCCCAUGGACGGCCUGCGCCCGUCACGUCUGCACAGCCACCUCCUGGCCUCCACGCACUGCACCUCCUCUUCUACCUCCUCCUCAGCUGCAGCAGCUCUCACGCCGUCCUCCUCCUCCAUCUCCAUCUCCACCUCGGCAGGGCUCUCCCAGCUGCCCGUCCCGCAGCAGAUCGCUCUCUUCGGGCAGGCGCUGGCCCCCGCGUGUGCCGGGCCUGGAGGAGCAGGAGGAGGACCAGGAGGAGGAGGAGGACCAGGACCAGGAGGAGACCUUAUGGUGAUCGUGCCCCCAGACAACCAGCAGGGUCUACACCCGGCAGCGGGGCUUCUCCAUCAGGCCAAAGAGCAGAGCUGCAGCGGGGUUGGCGUGGUGUCGUCCAGCGGAGGAGGAGGAGGAGAGGAGGGCAGCAAACCGUCCAGGUUCAAGCUGACGUCGGAGGAGCUGGACUACUACCUGUACGGACAGCAGAGGAUGGAGAUCAUCCCUCUGAGCAACCAGACGGGAGAGCUCAACAACCGCUGCGACAUGUGUGCAGACAACAGGAACGGCGAGUGUCCGAUGCACGGCCCGCUGCACUCGCUCAGACGCCUCGUCGGCACCAGCAGCACCGCGGCGCCCGUCACGCUGCCCGACGUCCCUGAUUGGCUGAGAGACCUGCCCAGAGAGGUCUGUCUCUGCACCAGCACAGUUCCUGGUCUGGGUUACGGGAUCUGUGCCUCCCAGAGGAUCCCCCAGGGGACCUGGAUCGGCCCGUUUCAGGGGGUCCCCCUUCUGCUCGACAAGCUGCAUGCUGGAGCCGUCAGGAACAGCCGGCACCUGUGGGAGAUCUACGAUGCAGAGGGGACGCUGCAGCACUUCAUAGACGGGAACGACCCCAGCAAGUCCAGCUGGAUGAGGUACAUCCGCUGUGCCCGACACUGCGGGGAGCAGAACAUGAUGGUGGUCCAGUACAGGUCCUGCAUCUUCUACCGGGCCUGCAUGGACAUCCCCCGGGGCACCGAGCUGCUGGUCUGGUACAACGACUCGUACACCUCCUUCUUCGGCAUCCCGCUGCAGUGCGUCGCUCAGGACGAGAACCUAAAUGUCCCGACCACAGUCGUGGAGGCGAUGAGCCGGCAGGAGUCCCUUCAGUCCUUCAGCAAGAACGGCAAACCCUCCUCCUCCUCAUCCUCCUCCUCUUCGUCUUCCUCCUCGUCCACCCCCUCCGCCGCCCUCAUGCGCUCCAUGGUCUUCCCCCACUCCCCGUGCCCCAGGAAUUUCUCCCUCCUGGACAAGGUGGGCAUCGGGGUUCAGUCGGACGUCAGCUACGGCCAGCUGGGCUCCAAGAACCAGCGGGUCCUGGCGAGCCCGACCUCCACCAGCCAGCUCAGCAGCGACUUCAGCGACUGGCACCUGUGGAAGUGCGGCCAGUGCUUCAAGACCUUCACCCAGAGGAUCCUGCUGCAGAUGCACGUCUGUCCGCAGAACCCAGACAGACCGUACCAGUGUGGCCACUGCUCCCAGUCCUUCUCCCAGCCCUCGGACCUGAGGAACCACGUGGUGACGCACUCCAGCGACCGGCCCUUUAAGUGCGGCUACUGCGGCCGGGCGUUCGCCGGCGCCACGACGCUCAACAACCACAUCCGCACGCACACCGGGGAGAAGCCGUUCAAGUGCGAGCGUUGCGACCGCAGCUUCACGCAGGCCACUCAGCUCAGCCGCCACCAGCGACUCCCCAACGAGUGUAAACCCGUGAACGAGAGCAGCGAGUCCAUCGAGGUGGACUAA
Molecule: messenger RNA, 1896 nt
Organism: Cyclopterus lumpus (lumpfish)
Lineage: Eukaryota; Metazoa; Chordata; Actinopteri; Perciformes; Cyclopteridae
Gene: prdm6
Product: PR domain containing 6
Exons: 9
Coding region: 1-1896 (631 amino acids)
Cellular component (GO): nucleus
Molecular function (GO): protein binding; histone methyltransferase activity
Source: RefSeq, a predicted model, not a curated record